Messenger RNA from Papaver somniferum (opium poppy), 1463 nucleotides. RefSeq lists its product as uncharacterized. The transcript has 2 exons. Lineage: Eukaryota; Viridiplantae; Streptophyta; Magnoliopsida; Ranunculales; Papaveraceae. Bases 194 to 1393 code for a protein of 399 amino acids. The record is from RefSeq and is a predicted model, not a curated record.
UUCGGCUAUUCGUUUUUUCUGUUUUUGUUUCUGAUGAACACUUUAUCUUUUUCCAGUAACUUGAGAUUUAACUAAAAAUCCUUCUAAAACAAAUUAGGCGCUUUUCUUUUCUUCCUAUUCGGUAAACCCUUAGAAAAACCCCAGUAAACGUCUACUUCCUCAUUUCUGUUCCGAUCUUCUUUCCUUCCUCAGUAUGGUUUUCUUAAAUCGGUCUCCAUCAGAAAUUCGGAAGAAUUACAAAAUUCCAGAACAAGUCGAGUUCCAUUCACUGAACAAAUUAGCAGAGAUUCCAUCAACAAAUUCAACUUGCAUUACAAUCGGUCAGCUUGAUGCGGGUUUAAAAAUCCCUUUAUAUCAUCCUGAUCGUCCACUACAAUUCGAAGUUCUUCGUUUACUUUCUAGGGCACCUGGUCAGAUGAAUGGGAAUUUCUAUAGAAUCAUAAGUGCUUUUGAAGAAUACAAUAGAAAGAAUCCUUCAAAGAAAUGUUCAGCUACUGAAAUUGUUCAACUUCAUUCUGAAUCUUUAGCUGAAAGUAACCCUAAUUGUUUCUUCAUUCGUAAACAUAGAAAUGCAGUUCUUCCGAUUCCGGAUGUUGCUGUUAAAAAUGAUAGUAGUUGGUAUAAAUAUCCUAUUUCAAUCUCUGGGGAUUGGAUUCACGAUCCUAAAUAUCCUAUUCCUAAAGGAAUUCCUUACAGUCCUUGGGUUUGGAGGAAAGAAAUCAUUCUCAAAUCUGAUUCUAAAAACCUCAAGAUUAAAUCUCCUCAGUUUUUCUCUCCAGAGAAGUUUGCAGUAACGGCAACAACGGACCAUAAAUCUAAUAGCUCGAUUGCGAUAAUUGGUGGUGAAGAAACUGAUUCAGAUGAUACACUGCGAACAUUUAAGCGCAAGAAAAGGACUGAAAGGUCUAAAACUUCGUCAUUAGAAGAUAUAAUGGUGACUGAUUUGAUUUGGGGAGGAGUUGACAAAUAUUGUAAAAAUGUAGGAAAAUUAGCUGAUGGUAGUAGUGUUAAGAAAGCAGUGGGGAUGGAGAAAAGAUUGGAAGAAUCAGAAAAAAGGGUAGAAUCAAUGGUAUUGAAAUUGAAAGAAUUGUCUAACGAAAAGUAUGAUUUGAAAGAUGAAUUAGAGAAAGAGAAGCAGAAGAACAAGCAACUGUUGUGUGAAAAAGAAGUUGAAAUGGAGAAUUUAAAGAGAAGUUAUGAAAAGCAAUUAGAAGAGAAGGAUUUAAAAUUUGCUAGAGAGAAAGAAAUCAUUGCAGAAGUAGCAGCUGAGAAGAAGAGUUUGGAAUUACUUCAGAAUUUUCAAGCUCGGUUCAACGAUAAUCUGGCUCGAAUUCUUGAUGAACUUGAAAGCAAAGGUAUUGUUAAGCAAUUGAUGAAGCUGAAAGAAACUUGAACUGUUUUAUCAAUUCUCAGUUCUGUACCAUCUCGGAAUGAAUGAAAUCAAAUGUUCUAUUUCAAGUUUA